This is a messenger RNA of Haliotis rubra (blacklip abalone), 808 nucleotides long. RefSeq lists its product as uncharacterized. NCBI's taxonomy places the organism in Eukaryota, Metazoa, Mollusca, Gastropoda, Lepetellida, Haliotidae. The transcript is spliced from 6 exons. The record is from RefSeq and is a predicted model, not a curated record. Bases 85 to 642 code for a protein of 185 amino acids.
ACCAGUUGCGCGCUCUGUAAAAAUAUUAGGCGUCUAUUGCUCAAUCCUUAUCACAAGAUUCUGUCGGUCCUUUGGAAGAGCAGCAUGUUUCUUAAACUGGUGAUAGUUGCCCUAUUGGUGUUGGCCCUCAGCAUCAAGGUGGAAGGGGCAUGCGACCCAAGUGCCUGUGACUCAGAAGAGACGAGGCUUGGCAGUAUUAUGAAAGACAAUCCAACUCUCCAGGAAGUAUGCCAGUCUGGCAACGCAUACAUUGACUGUGCUAAGAGAAUACUCACAGACUGUGGAGCCGAUUCCUAUGUUAGUCAACUCGAAAGGAUGCAGAAGUUAAUGAAUGAGAAAGGCUGUGCCCUCAGCAUCAAGGUGGAAGGGGCAUGCGACCCAGGUGCCUGUAACUCAGAUCUGACGAGGUAUCUCAGAAUUGCGUCAGACAAUCCAACUCUCCAGGAAUUAUGCCAGUCUGGCAACGCAUAUCUAGACUGUGCUAAGAGAAUACUCACAGACUGUGGAGCCGAUUCCACUGUUAGUGAACUCGAAAGGAUACAGAAGUCAAUAAAUGAGCAAGGAUGUGGUUCAGCCGGAAAACUGUUCGUCUGCAGUCCUCUCCUUAUCCUACUUCUCUUUCUGUCCAAAUCAGUAAACUAAAUCCAUUUUGUAAUUUGAAAUAACCAGGACAUGUCUCAUGUACCUGCGAAUUGACAGCAACUAUGUAGGACUAGAUUCGAUCGGCAGCUGUAUUCCACAGAUCUAAAAACUAGUUGCAACAUCUACAUAUCAUUUCCUCGACAGUAAGCUGACAUUUUCUCCAAAA